Molecule: messenger RNA, 1176 nt
Organism: Rubroshorea leprosula
Lineage: Eukaryota; Viridiplantae; Streptophyta; Magnoliopsida; Malvales; Dipterocarpaceae
Source: the annotation of a GenBank genome assembly
AAACACAGCUGAAAAUUAUAUUCCUUCAUCUUUACCCUGGAGAUUCGCAAGAAAAAGUGAAGCCAGGGAAAGGCAUGGCAAGGAAGAAUGAAACAAAUGAUGCUGUGAUCCAGGUUGAAGAUCAGGGAGCAAUCUCUUCUCCAGGGGACGAUGUCCAAGGGGGACGGUCUUCACCACCACAGCAACCUGAUGAAGAAAAUUCGCAACCUGCAGAGAAGGGUACGGCCAAGGAUGAUGAAACCAGCCCCCAUGAUGGAGAGAAGCGAAGAGGAAAACGGGCACCUUUCGCUACCACCAGAACAGUCCUCCAAAACCACACUCCGCCUUUCCGCCUCCUCGACACUAACCCGACAACGCACCCUGCUCUUGCCCAUCAUCGCUGGGAAGAAGGCAACUGCUUCCUCAAAAACACCGAGCAAAGAUUCCACCCGUUUGACAUUGAAGAUCACUGUUUCAUUAACGGAGAAGAGAUGAUUGUCGAAGGCAUUACUCUUCUCACAACAGUCUUCUGCAAAAAUGGAAAGGAUAAGAUAUUCUAUCCAAAUUCAGUUUUAACUACUUUGCCCAUCAAAAACUGUUACAGGGGUGUGGUUGACAUGGAUUAUUCCGUCGAGUUUUCUAUUGACAAUUCCAUUACAAACGAGCAAGUUGAAAAUCUGAAGUCUCAAAUAAAAGUGUUCUUGGAAAAUGAUCCUAAGUCAUGGCUCCCAGAAUUUCGAAUUGUGCACAAGGAAAUUGAAGACGGGAAGAUGAAAAUGGUUCUGUGUGUUUCUUGUUGCAACAUAAACCUUAAGGACCAUGAGGAGACGAUGAGCGAGAGGAGAUCUGAAUUAGUGGACAAGCUAAGGAAUGUUUUUACACAUGAUAUCAAAAUCAAAUACUAUGACAUUCGGCCUCAAGAAGUUGAUCUCCUCCGUUCCUCAUCUCGCCGCCGGCUCGAUGAAUCUCGCUCUUUUCUCCUUCCACGUUAAGAUUCUGCUCAAGGUGCAAUUGAUGCUGGUUUUCAAGUCAGGAAAUUUGUUUGGGUUUCUGCUGUGUUUCUGUUUCAAGAUUGGAUUCAAUUUGCUGUACUUGUGUGAGGUGGUGGGAUUGUAUGUAGGGAUUUAUAUCUUUUUCUGCUUUAAUUUGUUUGAUGGACGAAUGAAAGUAGCUCAUUAAUAAAUUGCGUUAAUUAUC